AUGCCGACCAGACUCAGCAAGACGCGCAAACACCGUGGCCAUGUCUCCGCAGGCAAGGGUCGCGUAGGCAAGCACCGCAAGCAUCCUGGUGGUCGUGGUUUGGCCGGUGGUCAGCACCACCACCGUACCAACAUGGACAAGUACCAUCCCGGUUACUUCGGUAAAGUUGGUAUGCGCUUCUUCCACAAGCAACAGAACCCAUUCUGGAAGCCCGUCGUCAACUUGGACAAGCUCUGGUCUCUCGUCCCCGAGGAGACUCGCGAUGCCUACCUGAAGGGCGAGAAGAAGGACACCGUUCCCGUCAUCGACCUCCUCCCUCUCGGCUACUCCAAGGUUCUCGGCAAGGGCCGCCUUCCCCAAGUCCCCAUCGUUGUGCGCGCACGAUGGGUCUCUAAGCUUGCGGAGAAGAAGAUCACCGAAGCUGGUGGUGUCGUUGAGCUGGUUGCAUAA
This is a messenger RNA of Pseudomassariella vexata, 450 nucleotides long. RefSeq names its product ribosomal protein L18e/L15P. The transcript has 6 exons. Gene Ontology annotation, cellular component: cytosolic large ribosomal subunit; ribosome. NCBI's taxonomy places the organism in Eukaryota, Fungi, Ascomycota, Sordariomycetes, Amphisphaeriales, Pseudomassariaceae. Gene Ontology annotation, biological process: translation. Gene Ontology annotation, molecular function: structural constituent of ribosome. The record is from RefSeq and is a predicted model, not a curated record. Bases 1 to 450 code for a protein of 149 amino acids.